CCUUUAUCAUUAGAUAAAGAUCCAUUAUUAUUAGAUGAUGAACUUUUUUUGGAUAAGUCCUCUAUAGAUAGUAAACCUGUUUCAGAUGAAGAAUCUCUUUUAUUACUAGAAGGUUCAUCUAAUUCUACUCAAAAUACAAUUACAGAGAUGUUAAAAUCAUCACAACAAAAUAUUAUAGUUAAAAGGAAAAGUAAUACAUGGAUCAAUGAUGAUGAUAAUCUUAAACAAUGCAUAAGUACUUUUGAAAUCACAACAAGCACAACAAAUUUAGCUAGCUAUCUUCAAACCAUAUAUAGAUUAAGUAAAACUAGUCCUUUAUUACCUUUAAGUAGCAAAAAAGAAACUGCACAGUUACGGCCUGUUAAAUUAGACCCGACACAGUCUACUUUAUUAGAAUUAGUCAAUUUUGAUGAUAUGCAACCUUUCAAUGUUUUAGUAAAUGAACAAUUUCAGGAUAUCUUAUAUGAAGCAGAACCACAAUUUCAAUUUUUGGAUAAAGAUAUAGUUAAGCAAAAGCUUCAAAAAGAUCCUGCAAAAGAUAAAAAAAGAGAUAUUAGGAAUAAUGCUAAAGCACUUAAAAAGCUACUUCUUGAUAAUGAUAGUCAGCUAGAAAUCUAG
Dentiscutata heterogama is the source of this 618-nucleotide messenger RNA. NCBI's taxonomy places the organism in Eukaryota, Fungi, Glomeromycota, Glomeromycetes, Diversisporales, Gigasporaceae. The record is from the annotation of a GenBank genome assembly.